AUGGCCAGUGUUACCUGGGCCUGGCUAUGUCCCUACCUAUGUCAGGACUGCCCUUUCUCGCAAGAGAGAUGUGGUGCGCUGCCUGUGGGCUGUGGCUGUGGUAGCACGCUCACCCAACGGCCAACGCCCCGGCGCAUUCAGUUUCAGUUCGCGCCUGCCCACCCCGCGCCCGCCGCUGACCACACACAAACCUCGCGGCGAAUCCGCCGAUCUCCUCCCCCCUCCUUCCCGAGAGGCCGAGGCGGCGGCGACCGACAAGCACCCCCUCCACCGCCGGCGGCCAUGAAGCCCCCGCCCCUGCCGGCGCCCGCCAGAGCGCCGCCGCUCCCGUGGAUCUCCCCACUCCAGUACCGCAACCACCCGGACCUCGCGCGCCUCAUCGCCUCCUCGCAGUCCGGGCAGCGCGCGCUCGACCUCUUCAACGCCGCCGCGGAGCAGCGCGGGUUCUCGCACACCGCCUCCACCUUCUCCGCGCUCCUCAUCCGCCUCGCGCGCGCGCGCCUACCGUCCGCCGCCACCGCCGUCCUCCGCCGCGCCGCCUCCGCGCCCUGCCGCUUCCUCGAGCCGCACCUCCUGCCACUCCUCCGCCUCCUCCCGCCCGACCACGCCCUCGCGCUCCUCCGCCUCCUGCCGGCGCUCCUCCACCGCCGCCGCGUCUCGCACAAGGCCCUCGCCGUCUGCCUCGACCGCCUCGUCUCCUCCCGCUGCCCCAACGUGCUCGACGACCUCAUAGCCGACCUGCGCGACCCGCGGAACAAGUACCUCCCCGCUCCCAACACCUGCGUCUACAACAUCCUCAUCAAGCACUACAUCAAGAACGGCGACUCCGAGACUGCCUUCAGGGUGCUCGAUGAAAUGCGUGAGUACACCUGCGGCGAUGUGAGGCCAAACCUGGUCACCUAUUCGACCUUGUUGGGCGGGCUCUGUCGUGCUGGUAAGAUGAAGGAAGCGUUUGAACUAUUUGAGGGGAUGAUCGAGAAAGACCACAUCGUGCCAGACCAGCUGACAUACAAUGUGCUCAUCAACGGGUUCUGCCGGCUGGGGCAGGUGGAGAAGGCACGGACAAUCUUUGGUUUUAUGAGGAAGAAUGAGUGUGAGCCAAAUGCUUUCAACUAUGCAACUCUUAUCAAUGGACACUGCAAGAAAGGGGAAGUGGAGAAUGCAAAGCUGGUGUUCGAGGAGAUGAGGACUGCUGGGGUGGAACCAGACGCCGUCAGCUACACGGCACUGAUCGGGUGCCUUUGUAGACAUGGGAGUGUUGAUGAGGGGAUCGAUCUUCUGAUGGAGAUGAGGGAGAAGGGAUGCAAGGCUGAUGUUGUCACAUACAAUCUGCUGCUUGAAGGGCUGUGCAAAGAUGGGCGGAUGGCGGAAGUGAUGGACUUGCUUGGGAGGUUGCCAGAGGAAGGAGUUCAGUUGAACGUCGCAAGCUAUCGGAUUGUGAUGAAUACUCUGUGCUCAAGUGGAGAUAUGGAGAAGGCCGUUGGCUUGCUGGGAUUAAUGCUCAGAAGAGGGUUUUUGCCGCACUAUGCAGCCUCAAACAAAUUGUUGAUUGGUCUGUGCGAUGUUGGGCAAGUGGCAGAUGCGACAGCCGCAUUGUAUGGAUUGGCCAAAUUUGGGUUCAUGCCAGAGGCUAGUUGUUGGGCAAAGCUGAUUGAGGCUGUGUGCCGGGACAGAAAACUUAGGAGAUCUGUUGAGCUUCUGGAUAUCUUAAUUACGGGAGGGUGAACAAGUUACCUCAGUGCAGCAUGGGUUACUUUGGCCGAUUUUUUACCUGAAGUAGGAUAUAAAUCAGGUAUGAAGAUCGCUCGAAAACGGAGUGAUGGCACAUUGAAGGGAUCACUUUCACAUAAGAUAUUACCCAAAA
Molecule: messenger RNA, 1864 nt
Organism: Aegilops tauschii subsp. strangulata
Lineage: Eukaryota; Viridiplantae; Streptophyta; Magnoliopsida; Poales; Poaceae
Source: RefSeq, a predicted model, not a curated record